AGGGACAAGAUCCGUGGUCUGCGGCCGCAGAAGAUAUACGUAUACGACGUAUUGGGCGUUUCGGAAACCCGACGUUUGCUAUUCAUUGCUUAGCGCUAGUUUUGUGGAUCAUCAUCGUGGUUAAGCUUUAGGACGAUACGGAACUCGGACAAUACACUGCCAAAAUAUCUUAUUCCCCGAUGGCAAACGGGAAAAGUAAAACAGGCGUGGCCGCUGGUGCCGUAAAUGUAUAGAUGGCGUCUGUAUUUCUCUUCUGCCUCGGUACUUCUUGUCUCUCCCUCCCACCAAACUCCCUUUCUUGCUCGUCCUCUUCUCGCCCUACAUGCCUUUCUCUGAGAAUGAUGUCCCGGAUCUUACGGGCAAAAUUGCUAUUGUUACUGGCGGCAACAGUGGCAUAGGAAAGCAAACUGUUGCUGUAUUAUUAUCCAAGGGUGCCAAGGUCUACGUUGCUGCUCGUUCAGAGGCUAAAGCCAAGCAAGCCAUCAAGGAGCUGCAAGAAGCGAGACCCGAGACCAAGAAAGGCCAGGUUGAAUACAUUACCCUGGACCUUUCUGAGGCGAAGAAGGCGAAGGCAGCAGCUAUCGACUUUAAACAGCGAGAAUCACGUCUUCAUCUUUUAUUCAACAAUGCUGGUAUAAUGGGUGUACCUAAAGGCUCUAAAUCACCAGAUGGCUACGAACUUCAAUGGGCUACGAACGUUUUUGGGCCUUUCGUAUUUACUCACCACCUCCUGCCUGUACUGAAAGCGACAGCUGCGGACUCACCUCCCGGCACUGUCCGUAUCAUCAAUACGUCAUCUUCUGGUGCAGGACAAGCGCCAAAGAAAGGCGAGCCCAUCCCUCUAGAUGACCCCACGGUUGGCGCAGGCGCAAAUCCUGCCUCUCCUUCCGCUUGCUACGGUCAUGGAAAACUGGGCGACAUCUUAUGGACCAGAGAGCUCGCAAAAAGACACAAGGAUAUCUGGAGUUUCGCUCCCCACCCGGGACCAGUGCAAAGCGAUCUCAUUAGGCACAUGGGAAUUCCAGGACCAGUUGUCUGGUGUUUGAACAGAGUUGUCUUCAAGCCUGUCGAAUACGGUGCACUUACCCAGAUUUUUGCUGGUACAAGCCCCACCAUCACCGCAGACAAGAAUGGAUCGUACCUGGUACCCCUUGCGCAAUUCACGAAUUCCCUCCCACACCCCCGGGCGAACGAUGAUGCACUUGGGAAGAAAGUAUGGGACUGGUGUGAGAAGGCUAUGAACCAGCAUGAUGCUGGAGAUGAUGCAAUUUAAGGAGUUGAUUAGUGCUAUAAUUCAUGUUCCAAUGUUGAGCACAGUACUCGUUUUCACCGGUGAACUUUUGAUUUUGCAACCACCAUAUGCCAUUUACGACGUUUAUUUGUAUUAGCACUUUUUUCUACCGUUUUUCUACACGCUAUAGUAGUAACAGCUGAUUUGGAAAAUCACUCUUUUGUUCUCCAAUAGUAUUAGUAAGCUAGCUUACUGUGGCUGACCUAGUAGUCAUCCUAACUUUUCUGCUUGAUUACACUGCACUUUCGAGUAAAGUAAUACUUUGUAUUUUUCUCGUGAAAUCCCAAAUAGUACGCAAAUAAUGCUUUGAUAAUAUUCUAUAUCAGGUAAUACCACAUUUUUAUUC
Molecule: messenger RNA, 1637 nt
Organism: Serpula lacrymans var. lacrymans S7.9
Lineage: Eukaryota; Fungi; Basidiomycota; Agaricomycetes; Boletales; Serpulaceae
Exons: 6
Coding region: 323-1273 (316 amino acids)
Source: RefSeq, a predicted model, not a curated record